ACAGGAAGUGGCUGCCCGGCGCAUGCGCGACGUCUCCACGGUAAUCGGGGCAGUUUCCUCCGCCGGCGUGGGGAGAUCCAGGGCUCCCAAAAUUCUUGUUCGCGCAAUCUCGCCCUCGCUCCUUUCUCGCCGGAGCCGGCUCGCAGGCUCCCGAGCCCCUCCGGUCCCCGCAGCCAGCUUCUCGCCGCAGAGCGACUCUCAGGGCCAGCAUGAGCCUGUUCGGAACAACCUCGGGUUUUGGAACGAGUGGGACCAGCAUGUUCGGCAGCACGACCACAGAUAACCACAACCCUAUGAAGGAUAUCGAGGUGACGUCCUCCCCCGACGACAGCAUCGGUUGCCUGUCCUUUAGCCCGCCCACCCUGCCGGGGAACUUCCUCAUCGCCGGAUCGUGGGCUAACGACGUGCGCUGCUGGGAAGUGCAGGACAGCGGCCAGACGAUCCCGAAGGCCCAGCAGAUGCACACGGGGCCGGUGCUCGCCGUCUGCUGGAGCGACGAUGGGAGCAAAGUGUUUACAGCCUCAUGUGACAAAACUGCCAAAAUGUGGGACCUGAACAGCAACCAGGCGAUUCAGAUCGCGCAGCACGACGCUCCCGUGAAGACCAUCCACUGGAUCAAAGCGCCGAACUACAGCUGCGUGAUGACCGGGAGCUGGGACAAGACCCUGAAGUUCUGGGACACGCGGUCGUCGAACCCCAUGAUGGUCCUGCAGCUCCCCGAGAGGUGCUACUGCGCCGACAUGAUAUACCCGAUGGCCGUGGUGGCCACUGCCGAGAGGGGCCUGAUCGUGUACCAGCUGGAGAACCAGCCCUCCGAGUUCAGGCGGAUCGAGUCCCCCCUGAAGCACCAGCACCGCUGUGUGGCCAUCUUCAAGGACAAGCAGAACAAGCCGACGGGCUUCGCCCUGGGCAGCAUCGAGGGCAGGGUGGCCAUCCACUACAUCAACCCCCCGAACCCAGCCAAAGAUAACUUCACCUUCAAAUGCCACCGGUCUAACGGGACCAACACCUCCGCCCCUCAGGACAUCUACGCGGUCAACGGGAUCGCCUUCCACCCUGUCCACGGCACCCUGGCCACCGUGGGCUCUGACGGCCGAUUCAGCUUCUGGGACAAAGACGCCCGGACGAAGCUGAAGACGUCGGAGCAGCUGGACCAGCCCAUCUCGGCCUGCUGCUUCAACCACAACGGGAACAUUUUCGCCUACGCGUCCAGCUACGACUGGUCCAAGGGCCACGAGUUCUACAACCCGCAGAAGAAGAACUACAUCUUCCUGCGGAACGCGGCCGAGGAGCUGAAGCCCAGGAACAAGAAGUAGUGGCGGGGCCGCCCGGGGCGCGUGCGGUCCUGUUCUCUCCCGCCUUGUCCGCGCACGAACUGGUCCGGCUUCGGGGCGGGAGCCGGUGCGGGCUCUGCCCCCACCCCCGGGGAAGGCACCGCCGUUGCUCAGCGGCCGGCCCCUGAGGGCCGCUGUGCCCGCCGGUCGCAUCCCACCACCAUUCCAGGUGUCCUCCGUGACUCCCCGGGGCUGGGUCGUCGUCAGAGCCAGGGCCGCGCGGGCCCCUGCCGGCUGGCUGGCAAUGCUUUGUGUAGCCGCUGCGUUCCGGAGGCGCCGGGAGGCGGUCUGGGAACGCUGUGCCGUGCUUUGUAAUAAAGCGUUUUGGAGGUUG
Molecule: messenger RNA, 1668 nt
Organism: Phyllostomus discolor (pale spear-nosed bat)
Lineage: Eukaryota; Metazoa; Chordata; Mammalia; Chiroptera; Phyllostomidae
Gene: RAE1
Product: ribonucleic acid export 1
Exons: 12
Coding region: 210-1316 (368 amino acids)
Biological process (GO): RNA export from nucleus; transcription-dependent tethering of RNA polymerase II gene DNA at nuclear periphery
Cellular component (GO): nuclear pore
Molecular function (GO): RNA binding; ubiquitin binding
Source: RefSeq, a predicted model, not a curated record